Molecule: messenger RNA, 879 nt
Organism: Cryptococcus wingfieldii CBS 7118
Lineage: Eukaryota; Fungi; Basidiomycota; Tremellomycetes; Tremellales; Cryptococcaceae
Exons: 6
Coding region: 1-879 (292 amino acids)
Molecular function (GO): RNA binding; ribonuclease T2 activity
Source: RefSeq, a predicted model, not a curated record
AUGUACCCCCAACUCGCCGUCCUCCUCGCAUCCCUCGCCGCCGCACAGCAGCUCUCCUGCUCUGCCCCCGCCCCGGACCCCUGUCUCUCCCCCUCCCCCGGCGGACUGUUCGUGUUCAGGCAACGCCACGAGCCUGAUACCGGGGGAGACUUUGGCAGCUGGGGCAUCGACGGCGUUGAAGUCUUGCACUGCGAGACCCAACUGCCACAAGAUACGAUCACUUACGGACCUACCUACUCGCACGAGGAAGUCGGGUCCUACUGUCUCAAGUCACCGCUCUUUGCGGGUGAGAAUGCAUUCGUAGAGGCAGAGAAGGAGUGGGCCCAGAGUGAGGUCGGGGAGGGUGUCGAAGAGGUUUGGGAGCGAGCGUGGAAUACUGCUGGGAGAUACAUCUCUACAUUAAGCUCCAAGUGCUUCAAGAAGCCCUCCAAGGGAGUUGGAGUUCCUCAAUUCUUUGCUGUUCUUCAGCAGCUCAACAGGGAUCACCCCACUGGCCAGUUGCUCGCAGACAGGGCGAUCACAUGCGACAACACGACGCUGUCGGCUGUCUCGUGGCCGCUAGCUGCGCGUGGUAGUUUCCAGGAAGGUGCAUUUGAGCCUGCUUCUGGACUGGAACGUGCUGCGGGAUGCCCCAGUGACGGUAUCAUCUACCAGCCCUCCACGGCCCGGCCGGUACCGAGUGAGACAGCGAGCUGGGACAGCAUUCUCCGCCCGUCGCCCAGGCCGAUUACGCUCUCCCAUGACGAGUCUAAAGUGUACCGCGCCCAGCAGCCAGCCGACCCGAGGCAGAAGCUUGCCAUGUUCAAGGAAGGGAACGCCGAGAAGGACGAAUGGAGAGAGGAGCGGGCGCAGAAGAAAUUUGGGCGAGACGAGCUGUAA